GUGCUGAUUGGAAUAAGCUACUCUGGUGGUUGAUUUUGCUGGCAAGAGACCGAGCGUGUUCAUUAUCUCCUUCAGGCUAACAUGGGGACGGCUGUGCGGUUCUUGCUGUUGUUCAUGUGGCUAUCAGGUCUUCAACUUUGUUCAUGCGACACCGAUCAACAGGACGCUGCUGCUCUCCGAUCACUGAUGAAUCAAUGGCAGGCUGCGCCACCAAGUUGGGGGCAGUCAAAUGAUCCCUGUGGGGUGCCCUGGGAUGGAGUUGUCUGCAGCAAUUCCAGGGUGACAGUACUGAGACUAUCAACAAUGGGCAUCAAGGGUACAUUAAGUGGUGACAUAGCUCAACUCACUAAAUUGCAAUCUUUGGACCUGUCCUACAAUGGUGAACUUGGUGGUCCAUUCACUCCAAAUAUUGGGAACUUGAAGGAGCUGACCACCCUGAUCUUGGUCGGUUGCAGCUUUAGCGGUACCAUUCCAUCAGAAUUGGGCAAUUUAGCAGAGCUCUCAUUCUUGGAUCUGAACUCAAAUCAGUUCACUGGAAAUAUACCUGCCUCCCUUGGGAAUCUCUCCAAUCUCUACUGGCUGGACCUGGCAAACAACAAGUUGACUGGGACGCUCCCCAUUUCAGAGGGAACAACCCCUGGUUUGGACCUGCUCAUCAAUACAAAGCAUUUCCAUUUCAACAAAAACCAGUUAUCAGGUCCCAUUCCAGAACAACUAUUCAGCUCACAAAUGACACUGAUACACAUACUCUUCGAUGGAAAUAAAUUUACUGGGCCAAUUCCAAAGUCCUUAGGACUUGUGAAAUCACUCGAGGUCCUUCGUCUUGAUCGGAAUUCUCUGUCAGGUUCAGUUCCUUCUAAUAUUAACAAUCUUACAAGCAUCAAUGAAUUGAAUCUAGCAAACAACAAGCUGAGAGGGCCCAUGCCAGAUUUGACUGGAAUGAACAACCUAAAUUAUGUGGAUUUGAGCAACAACACUUUUGUUCCUUCAGAAGUUCCAGCCUGGUUUUCAACAACACAAUCUCUCAUGGCCCUAGCAGUAGAAUCUGGAGGUCUUUCUGGGCAAAUCCCAACAAAGCUAUUCAGCUUUCCUCAACUGCAGCAAGUGAUGCUAAAAAACAAUGAAUUCAAUGGCACCCUUGAUAUGGGCAGCAGCAUCAGCUCCCAGUUACAGACUGUAGAUUUCCAAAAUAAUUCUAUUGCUUCGGUCACCCUGACUUCCAGCUACAAAAAUACUCUAAUACUUGUCGACAAUCCUGUGUGCAAUUCUCAGCUAUCAAAUACCAUAUACUGCCGCCUUCAGCAACAGACAUUAACACCAUAUUCUACCAACCUAUCCCAAUGUGGCUCCACAUCAUGCCCCAGCGAUCAGAGUCUCAGCCCUCAGAGUUGUACUUGUGCGUAUCCAUACCAGGGGUCGAUGAUUUUUAGAGCACCUUUUUUCCGAGAUACGACUAAUAGCACACGGUUUGAAGAACUGGAGAUGAGCUUGUGGACAAAAAUUAAACUUACUCCGGGUUCAGUAUAUCUUUCAGACCCUUUCUUCACCAGCGAUAACUAUCUGCAACUGCACGUAGAACUCUUUCCAUCUACUGGAAUGUACUUCAACCGGUCAGAAGUUCUAAGAAUUGGAUUUUAUCUUAGCAACCAGACUUAUAAACCACCAGACGUAUUUGGACCGUAUUAUUUCAUUGCAUCUCCAUAUACCUUCCCAGGUGCUUCUAGUGGGAAAGCCUCAAUGAGUACAGGUGUUGUUGUUGGUAUAGCAGGUGGUUGUAUUGUUCUUGUUGUUGGACUCAUUGCUGUGGGGAUCUAUGCCUUACGACAAAAGAGAAGGGCUGAAAGAGCCAUGGAACAAAGCAGACCCUUUGCUUCAUGGGCACCCAGUGGUAAGGAUAGCGGUGGUGCACCACAGUUGAAAGGAGCAAGAUGGUUUUCAUUUGAUGAGCUCAAAAAGUGCACUAACAAUUUCUCAGUAACAAACGAAAUUGGAUCCGGAGGCUAUGGAAAGGUUUAUAGAGGAAUGCUACAAAGUGGGGAAAUUGUUGCAAUCAAGAGAGCAGAGCAAGGAUCCAUGCAAGGUGGACUUGAGUUCAAGACUGAGAUCGAGUUGCUGUCUAGGGUUCAUCACAAGAACCUUGUAGGCCUUGUUGGUUUUUGCUUUGAGCAAGGGGAGCAGAUGCUGGUAUAUGAGUUUAUUCCAAAUGGAACACUAAGAGAAAACUUGAUUGGAAGAGGUCGCAUACAACUGGACUGGAAGAAGAGACUAAGAAUUGGUCUAGGCUCAGCUAGAGGAUUAGCUUAUCUUCAUGAACUUGCUAAUCCACCAAUAAUUCACAGAGAUGUCAAGUCUACCAAUAUCCUUUUGGAUGAAAAUUUAAAUGCAAAGGUUGCAGAUUUUGGUCUCUCAAAGCUGGUGUCAGACAGCCAAAAGGGGCACGUUUCUACUCAAGUUAAAGGGACACUGGGUUACUUGGAUCCUGAGUAUUACAUGACCCAGCAGCUCUCAGAGAAGAGUGAUGUUUAUAGCUUUGGUGUGGUCAUGCUAGAGCUGAUAACAUGCAAGCAACCAAUAGAGAAGGGCAAGUAUAUUGUUCGUGAAGUGAGGAUGGCAAUUGAUAGAUAUGAUGAAGAGUAUUAUGGCCUAAAGGAGAUAAUGGAUCCUGUCCUCCAAAAUACAGCAAAUCUUAUGGGUUUCAAGAGGUUUGUAGAGUUGGCAAUGCAAUGUGUUGAAGAAUCGGCUGCAAACCGUCCAACAAUGAGUGAUGUGGUGAAGGAAAUUGAAAUUAUGUUGCAACAAGAUGGAUUGAACACAACCUCAAAUUCAGCAUCUUCAUCUGCCACAGACUUUGGGAACACAAAGGUUACACGUCAUCCUUAUGAUGGUCAACUAUCAAGAAGAGAUGAAAGCAGCAGCGCCUUUGAAUACAGUGGUGGAUACUCAUAUCCAGCAAGAAUUGAACCCAAGUAG
Molecule: messenger RNA, 2970 nt
Organism: Elaeis guineensis (African oil palm)
Lineage: Eukaryota; Viridiplantae; Streptophyta; Magnoliopsida; Arecales; Arecaceae
Product: leucine-rich repeat receptor protein kinase HPCA1
Biological process (GO): protein phosphorylation
Molecular function (GO): protein binding; protein kinase activity; ATP binding
Source: RefSeq, a predicted model, not a curated record